Molecule: messenger RNA, 1644 nt
Organism: Haliotis rubra (blacklip abalone)
Lineage: Eukaryota; Metazoa; Mollusca; Gastropoda; Lepetellida; Haliotidae
Product: endoplasmic reticulum-Golgi intermediate compartment protein 2-like
Exons: 11
Coding region: 348-1547 (399 amino acids)
Biological process (GO): endoplasmic reticulum to Golgi vesicle-mediated transport; retrograde vesicle-mediated transport, Golgi to endoplasmic reticulum
Cellular component (GO): endoplasmic reticulum; membrane; COPII-coated ER to Golgi transport vesicle
Source: RefSeq, a predicted model, not a curated record
CUUCCGGUUAACAAUACACGUCGAUUGACGUGCGAUGUUUUCAAUGGCUAACUAUCCAGAAUCUGGCUUGUGUAGCUCUUUGGGUCGAUAUUCUGAAAUGGAGAAUGCAUUGUGUGCAUGAGUUCAAUUAAUUUAUAAUUAGAAGCUGAUAUAACCAAAAUUGCGUAUUUGCACCGUAGUUGUAGCAUUCUCCAAGCAUUCGAUUUCACAAAAUCUUAUCAAUGGAAUUAUAGUGAUGAAUUAUAGACGGACCUGAGUAUUUUCAGCUGUAUAUAUCCAGAUGUAACUGCUUUGCCUCUUACUGCCAUUCUCUUGUCGUUCAUAUCCGUGACACAAUUUGAGUGAUAAUGAGGCGCCUUAAUGUUGCAAGUAAGAGCAAGGCACUGAAAGUUGUGAAAGAACUUGAUGCCUUUCCCAAAGUUCCAGAAAGUUACAAAGAAACAACAGCCACUGGUGGAGGAUUAUCUAUAUUCACCUUCAUCAUCAUAGGAAUUCUAGUGAUCUCUGAAAUCAAGUAUUACACAGACACAGAGCUGAAAUUCGAUUAUGAAGUAGACACAAAUGUCACAGGAAAAAUCAAAAUAAAUGUUGACAUGACAGUGGCCAUGAAAUGCAGUAGCAUUGGUGCUGAUGUCCUUGACCUUACCGGACAAGAUGUCAACAGCUAUGGUAAACUUCUUGAGGAAGACGCCUAUUUUGAGUUAACUCCAAACCAGCAGAAAUACCACACAUUUUUACAGGAAAUAAACCGGUACCUUCAGGAGGAAUAUCAUGCUAUACAGGACCUCAUGUGGAAGUCGAAGACACCAGCAUUCCGUGGUGGUAUGCCUCCCAGAGAGACAAAUCCAGACCACGGUCCUGAUGCCUGUAGAGUUCACGGGUCACUUGAGGUCAACAAGGUUGCAGGCAACUUUCACAUUACUGCUGGAAAAUCAGUUCCCAUGAUUCCAAGAGGACAUGCUCACAUCGCCAUAAUGCUCUCCGAAAGGGACUAUAACUUCUCUCAUCGAAUUGAUCAUCUUUCAUUUGGGGAACCAGUGUCUGGAGUUAUCUACCCUUUGGACGGAGAACUACAGUCUACAAAAUCACAUUUCCAUACAUUCCAGUACUACAUACAGGUGGUCCCGACAGAAGUGAGGACGUACCUGGUCAAUGAGAACACGUAUCAGUUUGCUGUGUCUCAGAGGAAUCGUCAAAAUCGGGUUCGAUUCCCCAAAGGCAGCCAUGGUGUUCCCGCGACCCAUCUGUUUCAUGACUUAAAGUCAUCAAGUAUGCUGAUGAUCCGAGUACGAGAGGAGCACAAGCCAUACUGGCAGUUCAUGGUCAGAUUGUGUGGAAUAAUAGGCGGAGUGUUCUCUGUCUCAGGAAUGAUGCAUGGUUUGUCUGGAUUUCUGGUGGAUGUGUUCUGCUGUAGAUUCAAGAUGGGCAAAUAUAAACCGAAAUCCUAUGAGGAAGCAAGUCAAAGUGCCAUGCCUCCCUCUCCAUCCCUCUCCAACCCUCCACAAGAUGAUCCUGCUGGAGUGUCACUGCUUGCUCAGCCACAGUAGCACCAUUUUAUUCAUUUUAUAUCCAAUUUAUUGUUAUAUUUUUUAAACUCUACUGUAGUUGUUGAAUAUUGGAUGACAAUAAAAGUGGUAAUUUUAA